Molecule: messenger RNA, 732 nt
Organism: Drosophila navojoa
Lineage: Eukaryota; Metazoa; Arthropoda; Insecta; Diptera; Drosophilidae
Gene: mol
Product: dual oxidase maturation factor 1 mol
Biological process (GO): protein transport
Cellular component (GO): endoplasmic reticulum membrane
Source: RefSeq, a predicted model, not a curated record
CAACGACAGGCGUUUGAUGCGGACGCGACGGCGCAAGUAAAUAGUAACAAGACGCGAACGUUGCGCGCAGGCGCAUUAACCAACAAAAACACAUAUUAUUUAGUAGCAGCCGCAGCGUGUCUUAAAUGCAUUAAAAAUUGAACGAAAUUGUGAAUUGGAUUUACGAGACGAUUAUCAAAAGACAAACAAAAAAUAAAAAUAAAUUAGUGAAAAAAUCAAAAUUUAAAUAAAUAAAAUAACAAAAACAAAUAAAACAACGAAAACAAAAACAAACAACGAUAUUUAUAUGCCGGUUUUGUAUUAACUGACAAGUUUGACACCAGCUGCAUAAAGGAUAAAUAUAUCCAGCAUGAAGGGCUGGUUCGACGCAUUUCGAGACGAUGGCGGUCCAACGCUCUAUUCAUUCUCAAAUCGAACACCCGUCACGGGCGAUGUCUCCAUUGUGGCUGUCUCAGUGCUCUUCGCCACAUUCUAUGUGGCAUUUCUUGUCAUAUUUCCGGGAGUGCGUAAACAGAAGUUCACAACAUUCUCGACGGUCACACUGAGUCUCUUUGUGGGUCUAGUCAUACUGAUUACCCGUCUGGGCUCGGCGUGGCAUGUGGCACAUGCAACAAUCAUUGCACCAUAUAAAGCAUUCUCACGCGAGAAACUGCCCGCCCGCAUCGGCACCCACAUCGGACUGAUGCACGUCAAUGUGACACUGACAGGUGAGAUGACACUAAGAAUAUGAGU